Piliocolobus tephrosceles (Ugandan red Colobus) is the source of this 735-nucleotide messenger RNA. RefSeq names its product acidic nuclear phosphoprotein 32 family member D (gene ANP32D). Gene Ontology annotation, molecular function: histone binding. Gene Ontology annotation, cellular component: perinuclear region of cytoplasm; nucleus. Gene Ontology annotation, biological process: nucleocytoplasmic transport; regulation of apoptotic process. Lineage: Eukaryota; Metazoa; Chordata; Mammalia; Primates; Cercopithecidae. The record is from RefSeq and is a predicted model, not a curated record.
AAACGGAUUCAUUUAGAGCUGCGGAACAGUACGCCCACUGAUGUGAAAGAACUUGUCCUGGACAACAGUCGGUCGAAUGAAGGCAAAUUGGAAGGCCUCACAGAUGAAUCUGAAGAACUGGAAUUCUUAAGUACAAUCAACGUAGGCCUCACCUCAAUGGCAAACUUACCACAGUUAAACAAACUUAAGAAGCUUGAACUAAGCAGUAACAGAGUCUCAGGGGGCCUAGAAGUAUUGGCAGAAAAGUGCCCAAACCUCAUGCAUCUAAAUUUAAGUGGCAACAAAAUUAAAGACCUCAGCACAAUAGAGCCCCUGAAAAAGUUAGAAAACUUCAAGAGCUUAGACCUUUUCAAUUGCGAGGUAACCAACCUGAAUGACUACUGAGAAAAGGUGUUCAAGCUCCUCCUGCAUUCAUAUCUCGACGGCUAUGACCCGGACGACAAGGAGGCCUCUAACUCGGAUGCUGAGGUAGUGGAGUGCCUGGAUGAUGAGGAGGAGGAUGAGGAUGAGGAGGAGUAUGAUGAAGAUGCUCAGGUAAUGGAAGACUAGGAGGACAAGGAGGAGGAGGAGGAGGGUGAGGAGGAGGAAGGUGAAGAGGAGGAUGUGAGUGGGGAGAAGGAUGAAGGUUAUAACAAUGGAGAGGUAGAUGACGAGGAAGAUGAAGAAGAGCUUGGUGAAGAAGAGGGUCAGAAGCGAAAACGAGAAACUGAAGAUGAGGGAGAAGAUGAUGACUAA